Molecule: messenger RNA, 1451 nt
Organism: Striga asiatica
Lineage: Eukaryota; Viridiplantae; Streptophyta; Magnoliopsida; Lamiales; Orobanchaceae
Source: the annotation of a GenBank genome assembly
AUGGAGCCGAGAUCUUCUUCUUCACUCUGUAGUUUGAAACCUUCGUUUUUCAAUAUUUUGUGCAUAAACAUUUAUUUACUCCAUAUUACCACGGACGCGGAUGGGUUUAAUCCUCUAAUUAAGCUCCCCACAAAUGGGCUUUACAGAAAUUAUUCAAGCUGCUCAACACCUGUGGUUCUUAAUAUCAAUGAUUUUGGCGCCGAAGGGGAUGGACUUACCGACGACACAAAGAGUUUGCAAUAUGUUUGGAAGCUGGCCUGUUCUUUACCGUCUCGGGCAAAAAUUUUAAUUCCUGCCGGGAAUACGUAUCUUAUCCGGCCAACUGAUUUUUCCGGGCCCUGUCAGUCGAAGGUGACCUUAAGACCUUGCACGCAUGCACCAACGGCUGUUACUUUCCACAAAUGCAAGAACUUGAAAGUUAAAAACAUUACUUUCUUCAACAGCCAACAAAUGCACAUGGCCUUUACCCACUGUACACAUGUAAAGGCUUCUCGAAUCACAGUUAUAGCACCGGCCGAUAGCCCAAACACGGAUGGGAUUCAUAUAAGUGCAUCGACAAAUGUCAAGCUCGAGGAUACUAUUAUACGGACAGGGGAUGACUGUUUGUCUAUAGUGAGCAACUCUUCCAAGAUUCGAGUGAAGAAUAUAGUUUGCGGGCCAGGCCACGGUAUAAGCAUUGGGAGUUUGGGGAAGUACAAUUCAUCUUCUUCAGUGUAUGAUGUUAUUGUUAAUGGGGCAUUUUUGUUCAAUACUGAGAAUGGUGUCAGGAUCAAAACUUGGCAGGGUGGCAGCGGGUUUGCAAGGAAAAUCACGUUCGAGAACAUAUUGAUGAAUAAUGUCUCAAAUCCUAUUAUAAUCGAUCAAUAUUAUUGCGACUCAUCGGCAACUUGUCUAAAUCAGACUUCAUCGGUCAGAAUCGACAGUGUAACCUUUCGCAACAUCAAAGGGACAUCGGCAAAAGAGGAAGCUAUUGUAUUUGCAUGCAGUGAUACCUAUCCAUGCAAAAGGUUAUAUCUCGAAAAUAUUCAAAUUAUUACAUCAACAGACACCGCAAAGUCUUUCUGCUGGGAAGCAUAUGGUACGAGCUCGGGCCUUAUGUACCCACCUUCUUGCCUCUCGUCUGGUGAUAUUAUUAUCCGGCAUCAGGUUAAGUCAAACUCGACAAGGUGGAGCAAAGAUGAUUUUGAUGUAGUUUAGUAAAAAUAAUAUAUACUCUUAGCAGCUUUCUUGCCUUCUUUUUCUGAAUGCAUUCAACAUUAAAUUAAAAACCCCUGAAGUUAGCUUUAUUGUAGACAAGAUUAAAGAUAGCAGUGUUUUUGUUUGUUCAUUUAAGGAACAGGUGGAUUUUGCUAGGGAAAUUAUUGUUUGUUAUGCACUUUACUGGGAUUUUCUGCACUCUUUGCAUGCCUGACUAUGAAUAUUCUGCACUUUAGUAACAGAUAUUAUUGCCC